Molecule: messenger RNA, 2469 nt
Organism: Pocillopora meandrina
Lineage: Eukaryota; Metazoa; Cnidaria; Anthozoa; Scleractinia; Pocilloporidae
Source: the annotation of a GenBank genome assembly
AUGGCUGUUAUCGCUCUUAGGCUACGAUCUUUCAAUCUUGUUUGCAAGUGUUUAUAUCUUUUUGGAGUAUGUACCAUGUUUGCUUCAUUUCCUUUUUUUGGAGGUAAGUGAAUAAUUGAUUUGUGACAUUUUUAAUAUGAUCUUGACCGCAGACACACUGGCCGUCAUGAAUUUAUUACGAUUAAAUCAGCAAUUCACAAGUACAAAAUGUUUCAGAGUUAGGAAAGGGUCGUUUACACUGUUAUAUUGCCAGAUUAUAGCAAUUGCAGAUGUUUACGGUCUCCAAAGAGUUUAAACAUUUUUCGUAUUUGUCUUACUAAAGAUACGUAACUGUAUUCAUUUUUUUAUCACUUUGUGAUAUUCCAAACCACCAGAUUUUCCUCAAUAGAAUUGUACCAAACACGUAAAAUCCUGAAAUUAAGUUAGUCCUGUGCAAUAGGGUAACGAUUUUAUUUCCAACGUGAAACUUUCUCAUACUAUGGGAGUCCGAGCGUAGAGUCAUGCAAACCGUAUAUCUUGCCAGAGAACGAUAUCCCGGGUAAGAAAUGAACAUGUGAAAUUAACUGAUGGCGCUAAACAAAACCUGUGUAUUGCCUUAUUUUUUGAAAUACGUAUUUGAUACCACUCAAUCAGUGAUAUCCACUUAUCAUCAUUUUUCAUGUUUUGUUUGGUAUUGAAACUGAAGGGAAAAAACCCUUUUGAUGAUUAGGCACUGAUAACAUCAACUUUUUCCAGAGGGGUAGUGACAUUUGAUCAGCAUAACAGGAAUAUGAAAGCUUCCAUUUUGGGUCUCUCUCUUCCAAAUGGAUGCUUGUCUCAAAUGCUUUUGAUAUCUAAAUAUUAGAAGUAAAAAAUUGAAGAGUAUUUGAUAUUCUCAGCUACAAUCCAAAGACACACGUUUAGUCUACAAACCAUGGAUUAAUUAUUCAGUGAACUAUACGAAAGCGCUCCAGGGGAAAUUUUAGAGCCUCUUGUGUUUGAUGACCCUACCCCUGUCUGGAAGCUUUGGUAAAUAACCAGCCUCUCUUAGCGGGGAGAGCAUGACAAAAUGGAACUUAUUAUCUCUAAAAUGUUUAAUUUCGUUCAACCGAAGUCGGGCUUAAGUUUAAGUCGUAUGAACUACUAUAACUGUCACUCAUGAUUAACAUUGCCUUUCAUGUUUUUUCUCUCCAGGUGCUGUGGGUACCGACAUUCGAACAGAAUGCCCGAACGACAAGAUCCGGCUUAGCCACCCUCAACUUGCUGAGCCUAUCCAGGAAAAGUCUUACAAAGAGCUGAUCUGGACUGUUGACGAUCCAGAAAAGCAAGGCCAGGACAAACAAAAGCUCGCGUAUUGUAACGAGUAUUUUAAAUGCCACAAGUAUAACAUUACUGGGAGAUAUCAGCAGAGAAUUGAGACAACAGCUGCCGUGCGGGGUGUGCUUUACAUCAAACAGAAGAAGUUCAACGAUAAACUCACGUACACAUGCCGCGUGAUACAUAAAGGAAACAAGCCUCCGUGUGAUUACACGAUCACAGUCAGAUCUUCAGCAAAUUGUGAGUGAAUAAAGCUUAACUUGUGAAUUGGCUCUGUUUUCCCUUUCUCAAGGGUUGCAGUUGCUUUAGCGUGUUGGGGUGGUAUUGCGCCUUACGGAAAGAGGCUUGUACCUCUGCUCUUCAUUUGUGAAUCAGCAGGCACGUGUUCCGGCAAAAGGAACGCUUUUCCGCACUGUUGACUUACCGAAAAAAAGUGGGGGAAGUCGCAGGCUCACCAGGACCGCCUGCCACACUCCUAUUGACAUAACGUCUUCGAAAAGCCUUAUUUUUUUGUGAAUAAAUUAACUACCAUAGUUUAAAACAUGGCUUAACUGCAGAGAUUGAUUUACUUUGAAAUCUCUAUUCAAAUUUUUUCGCUACAGUGCUUACGGGAAGCUACCUUAGUCCUUACAUUAUCUCUUGAACUCCCAAGAUCUGACAGUCAAUUCUCCCCUCCAGCUGCUACAUAUUUCCUUUAGUUUGCCUGGAUAAUGUAUGGAUAUGGCAGGGAGAAGUUAGAUGUUAAUCACUGGGAGUUAAAGUGUUUACAGGCAAGAUUUACAGUGCUAUAGUCUAAUCUGUCUGCCUUUUCCCUCUCAAGGCUUGUCCACGACUGUUGGUAAAAGCAUCGACCUGAGCCGUCCGAUUCAUGGAAAAUUUUCAAAGAAUGACAUGGAAGACAUAUCAUGGUACAGGAUUCUUCAGGGUGGUGGAAAGGAAAAAAUUGCGCACUGCAGUCCAUCCAGGGUUUUGUGCACAUUGAUCAAUUGCACAAGAUCUUGCCCAGAAUAUUUAACAAGGUUAAAGACAGACGGACUGUCAGUCAUCCUGACAAAAGUCACGCCCAAUGACCGCGGAUUAAGAUUUCAAUGUGAGUUACAUCCCAGAAUCCAACGGGCAUCUCGAGUUUACAUCAUUCGGGUGAGAGAUGUCGCCUUACCCCGACCAGGUUAG